AUGGUGUUGAGAAUAAAUAAGAAGAUGAGCUUGGGGAUGAAGAGCCUGAGGUUAAUGAUGGAGAAGAGGUUGAAUUUAAGUACUUCUCUGAGCAGAACGAACAACUUACGAACACCAAUAAACGCCUCUGACCUCUUUAAGAUGAAGGCGUACAUAUUAGUGCUCGUGCUGGCAACAGCCACCGCUAUCCCGACUUCGGUUCCUACACUGACGAUCCAAGCUGCAGCAGAGCGCUUAAGCUAUCGCGUGCUAUUGAAUACAGUGGAGGAGAUGAUAACCGACCUCAAGGCAACCUUUAGUGACAGCGACAACCUGCAGCAUAUUACCGCAAUAGACAUUCACCUCCAAACCAAAUAUUCCCCGCAUUCUACUUACCAUCAGAUCCGCCUUGACCGCUACGAUCUGACUGUCUAA
This is a messenger RNA of Lindgomyces ingoldianus, 414 nucleotides long. RefSeq lists its product as uncharacterized. The transcript has 4 exons. The record is from RefSeq and is a predicted model, not a curated record. Lineage: Eukaryota; Fungi; Ascomycota; Dothideomycetes; Pleosporales; Lindgomycetaceae. Bases 1 to 414 code for a protein of 137 amino acids.